Hyposmocoma kahamanoa is the source of this 3477-nucleotide messenger RNA. Its product is annotated as zinc finger protein 782-like. Gene Ontology annotation, cellular component: chromosome. The transcript is spliced from 9 exons. Bases 81 to 2096 code for a protein of 671 amino acids. Gene Ontology annotation, molecular function: chromatin insulator sequence binding. Lineage: Eukaryota; Metazoa; Arthropoda; Insecta; Lepidoptera; Cosmopterigidae. The record is from RefSeq and is a predicted model, not a curated record. Gene Ontology annotation, biological process: regulation of transcription by RNA polymerase II.
AUCUUGUUUAUUUUACAUUUUCUACAACAAAUAAAGACUGUAAACGUAAAUAAAUAAGUGAAGUGAGUGACGUAGAAGCUAUGUUACAAAACACGGGCCCUUAUGGGCCGAAUGAAACGCCUAUAAGCAUGAGUGGGGCAGUAAAUAUGUCUCAGAUGAGCACGAACGGCAAUUUCACACAAAAUCUAAGUAAUAUGGGUAAAAUAGCCCACCAAACGCCUGAACAACCUAGCCCACCGUAUCACCUUCCAGAUUAUCCUCUUUACAACCACUCUUCUUUAAAUUUAAGCCAACAAAUAAACACUUUUCCGAACUACCAGCCACCUAGUUCACACUCGCCUUACAUGCCUCCAAAUUCCACGUCCUUCCACGAUACGAGCUGGCAGAAUGGUUUUUUCCCCAUGAAUUUGAACGCACAGCAAAAAGAAAUGAUGGCUCAUGAAAAAGAUAUCAUUAAUCAAGAAAGAGAUAUCUUACAGCAACAAAAAGAUAUUGCACGGCUUCAAAGAGAUGUACAAAAAGAAACUGCAAUUCAAAGUGCUAAAGAAAGCAAAAACACAUAUCAUAAUACUAGAAAAGAAACCAACAUCAAUGAAACUAUUACAUCCAAAAUAAAUACAAAUGAUGAAAAUUAUCAACUGAAACAAGAAAUAGAUAUAGAAUAUCAAAAUGAAAGUAAUGAUAAAUCCGAUGAACAACAAGAAAUCUCUACAGAAAACACCACAGAUGAUAAAGACUCGCAACAAAGUGAACUAGAAGAGACCGAUGAAGAUACAAAUGACAAAAGCAAAGACAAUGAUCCAUUAGAAGGGACUGAAAACAUAAAUAUUAAAUCUGAAUCAAAUUCUCCAGAAAAUAUUACUGAAGAAACAGAAACUGUAGACAUAAAACCAAUGUUAGACAGCGUUUUUGUCAAACUAGAUGUUGAAGGAGAACCGUAUGUUGAUGUGAAAGUAGAAAACUUCUAUUGGACAGACACAGACUAUGUAAAUCCAUUUCAUAGAGAUGUUAAUGGAAUACAGAGAGAAGAUGUUGCCAAUCGGAAUAUAAUUGAUUCAAGUGUUAGUGUAAAUGAAGCAACAUUAGCUAUUAAUAAUGAUCCUAAGCCUGGUACAUACUAUGAAUGCGCCCACUGUACCCUCGUUUUUAAUCAUCCGAAGAGGUUCCUAAUUCACACGAAGUGGCACUCUUUUGGUUUAAUCAAUGAGAGGAGAACUGUUUUUGCAAAAGAGAGGGAAAUAUGGAGGAACCAGAGGAGGGAAGCCAGAGUUGUCAAUAGAAUGAAUUCUAGGGAGGUGACAGAGAAAGCGGAGAGUGCGGCAGGCAAAAAUGUUUUCCCCUGUAAAGAAUGUGAUAAGGCGUUUACUUCGAAAGGCAGUCUGAAGAAUCAUAGGCAAAGGUACCACCCAACGCGUAUGCGCGAGUGUAAGAUUUGUGGCAUCACAGUGAUUGGCUGGAUGGCGUUGCGUAAUCACGUGGCCAGUCACGGCGACCACAGCUUCACGUGUGCCGUUUGCCACAAAGUCUUCAAACACGCACACUCUUUGGCCAAACAUCGGGAUACUCAUUUGGAAAAAACCGUGUCGUGCGAGCAAUGCCCAAAGAAGUUCGGUACAAUGGCGCAGCUCAAAAUGCACCAGAAAGUGCACGAGCGCGCUCAGAGAGGCGCCACUUACCAAUGCUCUUACUGCGCCAAAAGCUUCUACGAGGCCUACAAUCUUUCCGUGCACGAACGGACGCAUAGAAACGAACGGCCCUACAAUUGUGACAUCUGUAAUACCAGUUACGGGACCAACUCCAGUCUUAAACGACAUUUGAAAGUGUCUCACAGCACCUCAAAGCCGUUCCAAUGUUCGGUAUGCCACCGCAAUUUCAUCUCUGAACGCAUCAGGGAUCGCCACGCAGCGAGAAAUCACGCUCACCCCGAUGACUUCAGACACAAAUGCACGCAGUGCGAGAGCAAGUUUCUGAAACUAAAAGAUCUCCAGAAGCACAGAAACAAAAUGCAUCCAAAAAAUAGGAAACGACGAAAAGCGGCAAGAGACGCAGAAGAUGCAAACUCGUCUUGGGGAGAUAAUCUCAGUCAAACAGACUAAACAUAAUAACUGGCAACGUAGAUUUUUUUCCCACUACAUCGGGGCUAUAGUUUUUAACACGUUUCUGUUCUCGUUUUGUCGAGCUCGAUAUUUUUUAAUGCAAUUUUACUUUCCAUCGUUCACAUAAGUUGGAAAUAAAUUUAAUAUCAGUUUACGACUCGACCUAACAGGAAUUAGAACAGUUAUGACAGACGCGACGUAGCGAUAUUUUUUCGAGAAAGUUCAAAUAAUAUUAUGUGAAGGUUAGUGCGUAGUCACACGAGCCACUUUUCCCAAGCGACUGCACUGCAACUUGCAAUUGCCACUCGUAGCGAAUUUGAAUGAUGCGAUUUUUCUAAACGACGAAUUGUUAAUUACCGCAUGUGAAUUAUGUCGUUAGAUUAAAUAAAUUAAGGCCCUAAUUUAGGUGUCAGUAUUUGUAAUUAUUAAUCACUUGACAGGCGUAUUGAGCGAACCGAUAUUGCUACCAUGGUAUUAGGCAUGCAACAACCGAGGAAUUUUAAAAACCGGUUUUUUCGGAUGUUUUUCUAUUAUCAAACAAAUAAUUCUUUAAGUGUCAGAAAACUAAAAAAAUCAUCAAAUUAGUGUUUUGUACAUUAUUGUUAUUACAUUUUAUGGCAAUCACAACUUGAAUGAGAUCAAUCAACUUCUCGUUUUAAAAUUAAAAAGCAAAUCAGCGGCACUAAGAUUCUAAAAUAAAUCAUAUUUAGUAACAAACACACUUACUCGGAUUCUUCGGUUAACCGGGUAACCGGUUUGCAUGUCCUACAUAGUAUAAGACAAGGUGGUGCAACUCCCACUAAGAUAUUCCAUCCCUUUAAUAUCAAAUUCCUCCUAACGUUGGUCUACUUCUCCUUUAUGUAUGUCCUAUGUAAAUAUAUUAAAAGUAACAAUUUUGAACUUCCACGUAGAGUAAAUAUUCGUAUGAUGCUCCAUCACUCGCUCGAGGUUACGCGAUACAUGCCUAACUAGUGUACCGACGACAGUGCAAGCGCUGAAACAAGUCUUUCAUUUACAUUACAAUCCUUGUACAACUCCAGCAUUCGGUUCCGCACGACUGCACACGGCGGGCAACUUUAUUUUCACCUCUCUAAUCGCUUGCUUAGGCUCCUUUUUCCUCAUAGUGACCGCCUGGUGUCAUUAGUCAGAUUUAGUAAACUAUUAUAGCGUAGGUAUAUUCGAUUUUAUAUAGGAGUGAUGUAUCUGUUACGUAGUAACUAUUGAGUAAUCUAUGGUACAGCCACUUUACGUAUUGCUGCCAUCAAGCAGUAAUGUGAGAAUUACUGCGUACCGGUUUUGAAGGGUAAUGGGUUGGUGAAAUUACAGGCACAUGGGACUUGUCAACUUAUUUGUCUCACAGAUCUUUGCGAUUUAUAUUCUC